AUGACUGGUACGUACUGUUCAAAACUGUUCAAAACUUAGGGUCUGUUUAUAUAAUCCUGCCUAGACAGGAUGUUGCCAUUGCAAUGAAGCCAUUUAAGUGCUUGACAUCAUAUUUUUGUUGCAAUAAAGGCAACAUGCAUGUUCAAAAGGGAAAAGUUCAUCCCACCUAGCCUGGAUGAAGUGUUUAUAUAGGAGUUUUUCAUCCCGGCUAGGCGGGAUGAAGUGUUUAUUUUUCAUCUCGUUGAGGCGGCAUCUGUUACCAAGACCCCGUCUAGGCGGGAUAAAUGGCAGGAUCAUAUAAACACUCUUUCGAAUUUGAAUUACGAGCAGGAUCUUGGUAAGCAUCCAGUCCCGCCUGGUGGGAAUCAUAUAAUCAGGCCCCGACUUAUUAAUUAGUACUGGUAAAAUCUUGUCCAGGGCUUUACUUGUACACUUAUACACAAUGACUCUAUAGUCAUGAGUUAUUGAUAUAUUCACAGCACACAGUUGUGCUGCAUUCUCAGAAAAAUAUAAAUACAUGUGUCUUAGAUUAUCAAGUCACAUGUACAUUAAUUUGUUACAGGUAGCACAAGCUGCUCAAGAGUUGCAGUUGUUACAAAUCCUGGAACCGCAAUGCCAAAUUCUGGUACAAUGGGUAAUGACACAUGUGUGACAAAGUUAGGAAAAGGAAUUGAGUUUGUUCUUGGGAAGUCAGCUGAAGUUUUAGAAUUUGACAAAGCACGGCAGAAACAUAAGCAGUCACCUUCUGAUAAGUUCAUUCUUGACAAGUUUAUGAAAAGGGUGGCUGUUAUGGAGGUAAAAAUUUCAAAGCAAGAACGCCUACUCCGUGCAGAACUUGGUCAAUGGGAAAAAGACUUUUACCUGAAAAACAACAAAGUUGCUACUCAAGAAGACAUAACAGAAUGUCUUCAUGCAAAAGCUCUCAGGAACAAGCUAAAAUAUGCUAAAGCUAUCCUGAUGAAAGUAAGGAACAAAAAAUAG
Molecule: messenger RNA, 981 nt
Organism: Paramuricea clavata
Lineage: Eukaryota; Metazoa; Cnidaria; Anthozoa; Malacalcyonacea; Plexauridae
Source: the annotation of a GenBank genome assembly